This is a messenger RNA of Gamsiella multidivaricata, 2146 nucleotides long. Its product is annotated as coth protein-domain-containing protein. The transcript has 4 exons. The record is from RefSeq and is a predicted model, not a curated record. Lineage: Eukaryota; Fungi; Mortierellomycota; Mortierellomycetes; Mortierellales; Mortierellaceae. Bases 235 to 2058 code for a protein of 607 amino acids.
CGACAAAGGUGUAAGCUAUCACUCUCUGUCCGUCUUUCUCUCCUCUUUCUUUCUCUUUCUCUUUCUCUCAUCUUCACCCUGCAAUACCUCUUUAUUCUUCUGUGUCCACAUUCACGCUUCAACCGUCUCCACCUUUCCGUACUCUUCCCAAGAGCAGACCCUGCUCAUUUAUUUCCCUCAGCCUUCAGCAAACUAACAUCACAGUAACCCGCUCCUCCCCUCUCGCCGCCUAUCAUGAAGUACUUGAUUGGCCUGGCCUCCAUUGCCUCCCUUGCGCUCGCUAACAUCACCUUCAAUGUUAUCGGUUACCCUUCAUCCACGGGGGGGUCGUUCGGUGUCUCAAUUGCUGGCACAGUCCACAAGCUGGCAACGAACGAGAACAUUUUCCCGGUCUGGACUGGCGCCAUUCCCGGUACUCAGAGCACAGUUGAGUACUCGUAUGUCGAACUUAACGGUCAGGGUGCUGCUCUCAAGGCCGAAGCCUUCACACGCAAACUGGCCAACGAGACCUGGACUUCAACCCUGAACGAGUUUUUUGAGCGACCCACCACUCAAUGGGAACUUCCUAAGCUUCCCUACACUUACUUGGCCACAUACCCGUCCAAGACCAAGGCGUUCAAACAGAAGCAAAUUGCCACGAUCCAUGUUACUGCCCCAGCGGCGUUGAUGGAAGAGAUGGUCGCGAAUCCCGAGAAUGACAAGGACUACAAGGUCGACUUCAGGUUUAUCAACUCCAAGACCAUUCAUACUCAGCAGAACAUUACGUUCUCGACCUCCGGCAAGUCGGCCAAGGAGUAUACGAAGCAGGCAUUCAUGUUCGGCUUUGACACGUCGAUGAAUCAGACAUUCUUUUCGCGCCCCAACAUCAAGCUGCGAUCCAUGACCCAAGACCCAACCAUGAUCCGCGAGAAGCUGUAUAUUGACAUGCUAAACUCCGUUGGUGUUCCAACACAACAGGGUGCAUGGGUCCGCCUAUUCGUCAACAAUGAGCCAUAUGGUCUUUAUCUGAUGGUGGAGGAUAUCAAGAAGUCGUUUGCUAAGCAGACAAUCCACGGUGGCUCUUCAACUAUUGUCCGUGGAUCUAUGGUGCAGAUGAACGCGUGGAUCAACAAAGCUGACCUCGUCUACAAAGGACCAACGUCCGCGAGCUACGACAAGGACACCUACAGAAGCAGGAACCUUGGUAACAGCCCUGCGACAGACGAACUCCAGGAGCUCAUCACGUUCAUGUCUGAUCUCCAGGCCUUCGAUCCCGUCUCAACUCCUGACCCCGUCGGCUACUGGAAUAACACGCGCUUGGAUUUGGACGGCUAUUUGCGUUGCAUGGCGCUUGAGUAUCUGAUGGGCGGCUUUGAUAUGUACUGGUACGCCGCAUCCAACUAUUUUAUGUACAGGAACCCGACCCUUGCGCCAAACGGCGGCAAAUGGCAAUGGAUUCCGACAGACAUGGAUAACACAUUCGGAAGCGGUUAUCCUUAUUCGACUCUGCCCACGUACAAGAACUAUGUCGACUUCACAGCCAACGGAGAGCGCCCUCUUGUCCAAAAGUUGAUCUUACAAAACACUCAGAUUAAUGCGCUGUUUGAGCAGAUCUUAAAGGAGAUUGUCAGCACCGCAUUCAAGCCCGAGGCGAUGAAUGCGCGUGCCGAAGCGUAUCACCGUAUGCUGUCCUUGGAUGCUCAGUGGGACCUUGCGUUGGUCCGUAAGAGCCCUGGCAAGGACAGAAACACGACCUUCGCCGACUUUAACAACAAUCUCUAUAACGCGACCUCGGACAUGCAGUCUGGUGUUCUGGGCUGGGUUCAGGAUAUGUCGAGUCUUGUCGCGAAGGAGUUGAACUUUGCAAUUCCCCAGGGAUUGGUGGACCGUGUCCCUCCACCCCCAAAGAAGGGCAACGAGGGCAAUCCUGAGGACGAGGAAGACGGAUCGGACGAGACCGAGGGUGAUAAGGAUCCCAUCGGCCAGAAUCGUAACGCUGGCGAGUCGCUGUUCAGCAAGAAGGGUUUGUUCGUCCAGGGAGUCGCUGCCCUGACGGUUGCUUUCGCGAUGGCGGUUUAAGACGUCUACAAGCAUUGUUUUACAUAGAAUGUCGACGGAGCUUUGUCACCACAACUGUGGUUUUCUUAUGUUACUUUAGAAAUGAAAG